AUGUCUUCUUAUCUGAUCACUGGCGCUUCCCGCGGUCUUGGCCUAUCACUGACCAAGCUCCUGGCUGAAAGACCAGUCGAAAAAGUCCGUUUCAUCGCUGCGACAGCCAGGACGAAAACGCCUGGCCUUGCAGAACUGACGGAGAAAUAUCCUGGCCGCGUAGCCUUCAUACCUCUCGAGGUCACCAAGGAAGAAAGCAUCAAGGCUGCCGUGACCGAGGUGGAGAAAGCAUUGGGUCCCAAUCAGGGUUUGGAUGUCCUCGUCAACAAUGCAGGCAUAGCGAGUCUCACCCCUGGUGGCGUUUCAGAGAUGCAGGACCUGAUGAGCACCUUGGAUGUCAACGUCAACGGACCGCAACGGGUCACUACCGCGUUCCUGCCACUGUUGCGCAAAGGAUCCAGGAAGCUUGUUGUCAAUGUGAGCUCGACAGUGGGGUCCCUCACAUUGGCAAAAUACAUUGCUAUGCUUCCCACGCCGGCGUACAAGAUCUCAAAGACCGCCCUCAACAUGCUGACCCUCCAGUGGGCUUUCCAGUACGAGAAGGAAGGAUUCACCUUCAUGGCCAUCAGCCCUGGGUACCUCAAAACAGAUUUGGGUGGCAAGGACGCCCAUCUUCCGGUAGAGGUGGGAUCCAAGGCUGUUUUGGACAUUUUGGACAUGGCCACGAAGGAGCAGAAUGGGAAGUUCUUGGACAUACAUCUUCCCGAUUUCCCGAGUGAGGGAGGGGUUAAGCUCUACCAAGGAGGGGAGAUUCCAUGGUAA
Capronia coronata CBS 617.96 is the source of this 762-nucleotide messenger RNA. RefSeq lists its product as uncharacterized. NCBI's taxonomy places the organism in Eukaryota, Fungi, Ascomycota, Eurotiomycetes, Chaetothyriales, Herpotrichiellaceae. The record is from RefSeq and is a predicted model, not a curated record. The transcript is spliced from 4 exons. The coding region runs from base 1 to 762 and encodes 253 amino acids.